Microsporum canis CBS 113480 is the source of this 2916-nucleotide messenger RNA. RefSeq lists its product as hypothetical. The transcript has a single exon. NCBI's taxonomy places the organism in Eukaryota, Fungi, Ascomycota, Eurotiomycetes, Onygenales, Arthrodermataceae. Bases 1 to 2916 code for a protein of 971 amino acids. The record is from RefSeq and is a predicted model, not a curated record.
AUGUACAACGCCCUCGCGCAGACAGACCAGCUCGAAGCUGCGUCUUCUGCCUCUGACGAUGCCUCAGAUCGCUCGCCCGUCCUCCAGUCGCCCUCGUUUGCGCCGCUCGCCCUCGACUUUGAAAACUUUGGCGGUUCCGCCCACAGAGAGGCCGCCGCAGACACAGCGCCAGACUCGCUCCUCCAGUCGGCCACGGCCAUCAUGCGCCCAGCUGCCGCCUACGAGCUCGUCGAACCAGACGAGUAUGCGGUAGAUAUCAAGAAGAAAGAUACUCCAGAGAAGAAAGAGAGUAAUAAUAAUAUGGAAGAGCCGGUGCUGAAGUCGCCGCGAAGCCGGAGAAAUUCUACGCCUCUACGCCAUCCAACGCCAGACUUGCAGUCGAUCCAGGGGGCCUACGUCGGUAACGUGGAGAGGCUCGAGAAGUCCGCUGAACGUAUCAGCAUGGAGAUCGAGGCCGAGAGGGAGCUGGGAGCGCUGAGGCGCAUGUCUUCGUCCAGGUCGAGAGCUGCUUCGGGCGGUUCCAUUGCCAAUUCGAGGGCGGCCCCUGGAUCUCCCGUUGCCGCUGUUGGUGCUUCUUCCGCGCCGGGAUACGGUAGCUUGUCGAGGCAGUCUUCUUUGAACAGGCCACGGGUACGGUCUGGCUCGUCUGCCUCUCGUCUGGCCCAUAUCAUCGAGCCGGAGAAUGAGAGUGCGGAUAUGGCGACCAUACCUCCUCCGCCGGAUCAUCCAGAAGUCCAACUGGCCCUACAAGCCCUAGAGAAUGGCCUACAAUACGAACAAAACGAACAGUACGAACAACAUGGACAGUACGAACAAAACGGACAAUACGGACAAAAUGGGCAGUACGAACAAAAUGGACAGUUUGAACAGCCACAGCAUGGAGCAAGACCGGAGAGUGCAGCGUCCGGAGACACCUACCAGCAGUCUACGAACCUGUUCAGAGACUUCGACGGCGUCCAUUUCACACCACAUAUGAGGGAAGCCUCCCGUUCCCGCGGUGUCUCUCUCUCCAAACCUCCACUCGCUGCCGAAGCUGGUCACUACAGCGCUCCCCCUCCGGGCCAGGAUAUGGUCUACUACCCGGCCCCCGUCCCCAUGAUGCUCAACCUGCCCCAGCGUCUCUCCCGCAAGCCUGCACAGUCCGAACAGGAGAAACGCCGUACACAGCUGAUCAACUCCAUCUCCCCUGACGCACGCAAGUCCGCCGCCUGGAUCACCGAUGCAGAAAACACCUCCACGGCCGGAGGGGACAGACUGAGCAAGCGGUUGUCCAACCUGCCCCCACAGCUCCGUGCAAGUGCCUUCUUCGACGCUCCCAAGACUCAGAUCGACGUGCGUAUUCAGGGGGAGUCGGCCGUCGCGACGUUGGAUGGCAUAUUGGAUGCUGCUGCCCACGCACCCGUCAGUGCGUUUACGGACCAUCCCAUAGUCGGCCAUCUGGGCGCAGACGUGUACAAGCAGAAACGGCCCAAAAACAAGAUCAACAAGAAGCGGACCUCGCUGAAGCCGGGGGAUGGUGUGUCUGAGCGGUCGCUGUCCUCAGCCAGGGCUGGCCAUGUGCGUGCAAACUCGGACGGACAAGCGCUGGACAAUAUUGACGAGAGGACCUCGUUGCGAAGUACGUUUGACGAUCACGCCGACCAUGAGCAUGAGAGCAGGGCGGGAGAUGAAGAAGCGGAAGGGGAGGAAGACGAAGACGAAGAGGAGGAGGACGAAGAGGAGACGAAGGACGAUGAACCGAUCCAUGGGCCACCGACGACCCUGCUUGCCGAGCUGCAGAUGCGAAAACACCAGCAGAAGAUGAGAACCAGGACGGCUGCCACUGCAUUCCCCAACGGUAUGCACUCUACUCUGCUCGAGCUGGACAGUGUUGCGCAGCGCCAGCAGGAGAAACGAGACAAGGGACGGGUGACGCUGGCCUGGGAAGGGAAUCAGAGCACAGCUCAGGACGAGAUAGACGACGAAGACGUUCCCCUGGGCGUUCUGUUUCCGGAACAGAGCCGACUCGCCGAUGAGAACAGGCCGCUGGGCCUAAUGGAGAAGUUACUCCUUGACGAAAGCGAGCCGCUCAGCAGACGACGGGCCCGGAUCAGAGGAGAGCCGCUGAACACGGGCCGAGCAACGCCUCGGAACCUGGCGCCCAGGGACCCCAGUCCAGAUAAGCGGGCCAGCGCUGCGUUUACGCUCGACAUACCCGGUUUGACGGACAAUACCAACGGCAACGACGAGAGCGGAGACGAAGAGGAGACGCUGGCGCAGCGGAAGAGCCGUCUGAGAGCUCGCGAGGGCAACGACUUUGACGACCUGAUAUCGAAAUUUGGAGACUUGGACACCGACAAGGCCAAGGGGGCACCAGCAUCCGCGUCAGCUUCAGCUCCAGCUCCAGCUGAGGCAGAGGAAGAAACGCUUGGCCAGCGCCGUAAGCGUCUCCAGGCAGAAGCCCAGAAACGGUCAAACCCAGCAGCGGCAGCGACAGCGACGUCAGCACCCUAUUCUCCCCUUCAACGCCGGUCAAUGGCCAACAUCCUCCAGGCCCAUCCUGCCCGUCCAGGCGCGAUGACAGCACACUCAGAGCUCGAUCUCCGGUACCAGACACCAGCGGCCAUGGCCUCGACACACUCUCUGCUCCAGAUGCCUCCCACCCGCGCCUCGAUGCUGGCCACCACACCGCUCUCCAUGGGCGGCCAUCGUCUGUCCGGCACGCCAAUGCUUCCCUACAGCCAUGGCCCGCCACCAGGCACUGCUCCGGCCACGCUGAACGGCUCGGGCAUGCUUGGUGGCGGCGGCUUCGGCUACCCAGCGAAUGGAUACGUCUACAAUCCUGCAAGCAUGCACCCUGCUGGCGGCCAGCAGGAGACGAUUGAUCCUCGGCAGAGAGACAUGAUUGAUCGAUGGAGACUGAGUGUUCGCCAGUAG